Molecule: messenger RNA, 1064 nt
Organism: Medicago truncatula (barrel medic)
Lineage: Eukaryota; Viridiplantae; Streptophyta; Magnoliopsida; Fabales; Fabaceae
Product: mitochondrial carrier protein CoAc2
Exons: 7
Coding region: 1-837 (278 amino acids)
Biological process (GO): transmembrane transport
Source: RefSeq, a predicted model, not a curated record
AUGGGCACCGAAGUGACACUAACCCGAAGAACUGAGUUUCAUAGCACAGGACUGUCUGGAUCAGUUAGGAGAAUCGCCAAAACCGAAGGUCUUUUGGGAUUCUACAGGGGAAAUGGAGCAAGUGUGGCAAGGAUUAUUCCUUAUGCAGGUCUUCAUUUUAUGUCCUAUGAGGAAUACCGAAGAUUGACCAUGCAAGCCUUUCCUAAUGUUUGGAAAGGUCCUACCCUUGACCUAAUGGCAGGGUCACUCUCUGGAGGGACGGCUGUGCUUUUUACUUAUCCACUUGACUUAAUUCGGACUAAGUUAGCUUAUCAGAUUGUUAGUCCAACCAAGUUGAAUGUUUCCGGGAUGGUAAAUAAUGAACAAGUUUAUCGAGGGAUCCAUGACUGUCUUUCAAAAACUUAUAAAGGGGGUGGCAUUAGAGGUCUCUAUAGGGGAGUAGCUCCGACACUCUUUGGAAUAUUCCCAUACGCGGGUUUUAAAUUCUACUUCUAUGAGGAAAUGAAGCGCCACGUCCCUGAGGAUUACAAGAAAAGCAUCAUGGCGAAACUGACAUGUGGAUCCGUGGCCGGUUUAUUGGGUCAGACAUUCACAUAUCCUCUUGAAGUUGUCAGGAGGCAAAUGCAGGUUCAAAACCUUGCGGCAUCUGAAGAAGCCGAAUUGAAAGGGACUAUGAGAUCCAUGGUUUUGAUUGCUCAAAAGCAAGGAUGGAAGACCCUGUUUUCAGGGCUGAGUAUCAAUUACAUAAAGGUUGUUCCAUCUGCGGCCAUUGGCUUCACAGUUUAUGAUACUAUGAAAUCAUACUUGAGAGUACCAUCAAGAGAUGAAGUGGACUAACAAAAGAAUCAGUCAACCAUCCUCACAUUAGGAAUAAGCUCCUAACUCCUCCAGGCUUCAAAACUGGCUUCUUCUUCUCAUUAUAUUCACAUUGUUUUCACACAUUACUUUAGCUGCACAUUGCAUUCUUUCGGAUUGUAAAUAGAGAUUAGAGGUUGUUACACACUAUACCAACAAACAAUACCCUGAUUCAGAUCUCAUUGAUUUCAUUGAAGUAGGAAAUAGUU